Molecule: messenger RNA, 984 nt
Organism: Mercurialis annua (annual mercury)
Lineage: Eukaryota; Viridiplantae; Streptophyta; Magnoliopsida; Malpighiales; Euphorbiaceae
Exons: 6
Coding region: 1-984 (327 amino acids)
Source: RefSeq, a predicted model, not a curated record
AUGACAAGGACUAAGCUCGACAACACCAUCAACCUUAACGAAUCAAUAAACACGGAGAGACUACAUGAUAGUGGCAUGGUCUCUAGAGGCUUGCUUGACAUCUUCCGAUUCUCGUGGUUCGCGGAGGGUUCAACUUGGAAAAAAUUAAAGGCGGGCCAGAAAACGUUCUAUUGGGAGGAGUUCAAGAAGAAGUUUUUUUGGGACUCGAUCUACCCCGAGCAAUUGAUCAGAGAUGUGUUUAUGAGGCAUGCUGUAAAUCGCUACAAGGACACUUUGCAUGCGCUGAAGGGAAAGAGGGAUGACAGCGUCAACGAUACUGUUUGGGAUGCCUGGCAGGCAGAGUGGGCUACGGUGGAGGGUCAGGAGCUCGGUCGUAUACCGACCUACACUAAGUUGUAUGUUCGUAUGCACUCGACGCAGAAGGAUCAGACCAAGUUUGUGGACAAGAGGUCCAAGGAUAAGCCUGGGGUGAAGAAGCAGCGGGUUUACGGAGUUGGUUCAGCUGCGGCUUCAUACAUCGCAUCGUCACAGACCAGCCAUUCCCGUGGAGGUUCAUCGUCGUCCCAGCAGACUCAGACGCCCGAGGAAAUAGGGGAGAGGAUUCAGACAGAGGUCGAGGCACGAGUGCAUGGGAUGGAGGAGCGGGUGCGAGGGCAGGUUCAGAGGGACAUAGAGGCUACCGUGGACGAUCAGAUUGCUGAUAGAGUCCGUUCGGAGCUGGCGAAGAUGAUGAAUUCUCUACCGCCAGGUUUUUGCCCCCUGCAGCCCCCACGAGGCCCGGAUGACGAGGACAUCAAUAGAUUCGGUUUACCAGAAUCCCCUUCUGGCGCCCUUCCAAUGGUUGUAUUGUGCCUUUCAAGUACGAUUGUGAAGCCACCACCGGAUCAAGGAGUCGCCGCCAUUUCCGCAAGUUAUCAUUUGGCGCCGUCUAUGGGAAAGAAAGUAAGAAAGUUUCCCCCUUUCUAUUUCACAGGAGGGCAAUAG